Messenger RNA from Pedinophyceae sp. YPF-701, 507 nucleotides. The record is from the annotation of a GenBank genome assembly. Lineage: Eukaryota; Viridiplantae; Chlorophyta; Pedinophyceae.
AUGUCCGACCCUCGCAUCACCGAGUGGUUCAAGGCCGUCGACACCGACAACAGCGGCCGUAUAAACGCCUCCGAGCUUGUCAAGGCCUUGCACUCCGCAGGGCUGGACAUCUCCGUCGCCUUCGCCGGCACGCUCAUUCGCAUGUUCGACGACCAGCGCCAGGGCAGGUUGGGCCUGGUCCAGUUCGAGAAUAUGCACAAGUGGAUCAUGAGCGUCCGGCAGCACUUCCUGCGCUUCGACGCCGACGCCUCGCGAUCUCUGAGCUACCACGAGAUCUCCCAGGCGCUCCAGAGCGCCGGCUUCAACGUCGACCCCACCCCCUUCAGCGAACUCUGCAAAACCUUCGACCCAGACUGCACGGGCACGCUCUCGAUGUCCGGGUACCUGGGCCUGUGCGUGCUGCUACAGCAGGCGAGCAAGGUGUUUGGGGAAUACGACUCGCAGCGCAUGGGCCGCAUCGGCCUCGACUUCAACCAGUUCCUGUACUGCGCAGCGCUCGUGCGGUAG